Messenger RNA from Hippocampus comes (tiger tail seahorse), 757 nucleotides. RefSeq names its product solute carrier organic anion transporter family member 2B1-like. The record is from RefSeq and is a predicted model, not a curated record. The transcript has 5 exons. Gene Ontology annotation, biological process: sodium-independent organic anion transport; transmembrane transport; bile acid and bile salt transport. Gene Ontology annotation, cellular component: apical plasma membrane; basolateral plasma membrane. Gene Ontology annotation, molecular function: bile acid transmembrane transporter activity. Lineage: Eukaryota; Metazoa; Chordata; Actinopteri; Syngnathiformes; Syngnathidae. The annotation marks the transcript as partial.
GUGCGGUGGUGAAUUAAAAAAAAAAACGUUUUUGGUGUGCAGGUUUUUGUGGCGUGUCACAGCGUGCUGCAGCUGUCGCAGCUCCUGGUGUCGGGCUAUAUGAAGAGUUCCAUCUCCACCAUCGAGCGGCGCUACGGUCUCUCCAGUCAGAAGUCGGGGCUGCUGGCCGCCUUCAACGAGGUGGGCAACACGCUGCUGAUUGUCUUCGUCAGCUUCCUGGGGAGUCACGUUCACCGCCCUCGCGCCAUCGGCUGCGGCGCUCUGUUGGCCUGUUUGGCGUCGCUGCUCAUGGCGCUGCCGCACUUCGUGAGCGGGCCAUACCGCUACGGCGAGCGGCGCUACCAUCGCGCCGGACCCGCCUGGAACGGCUCCGGUUUGUGCCACUUGGAGAACAUUCCGGCAGAGGCGCCGUCGUCCAAUCGGAGCUGCGGCGAACAGGAAAGCUUCGCCCACGAGGGCAUCUACUACCUGCUGCUAUUUGGUCAGCUGCUGCUGGGCGUGGCCUCCGUGCCCAUGCAGCCUUUCGGCAUCUCCUACAUCGACGACCACGCCAGCAGGAAGAACUCGCCGCUCUACCUCGGCAUCCUACUGGCCGUCACCGCCAUCGGCCCCGCCUUUGGCUUCCUGGGCGGCGCCUUCCUGCUGCGAUUCUACGUGGACUUGGACAAGAUCGCUGCAGAUGAGGUGGAGCUGGAUCGCGGCGACCUGCGCUGGGUGGGCGCCUGGUGGCUGGGCUUCCUGGUGGCGUCGUGCCUUC